This is a messenger RNA of Morone saxatilis (striped sea-bass), 3728 nucleotides long. Its product is annotated as atlastin-2-like. The record is from RefSeq and is a predicted model, not a curated record. Gene Ontology annotation, molecular function: GTP binding; GTPase activity. Lineage: Eukaryota; Metazoa; Chordata; Actinopteri; Moronidae. Gene Ontology annotation, biological process: protein homooligomerization; endoplasmic reticulum organization.
GUGUACAAUCUGUCUCAGAAUGUCCAGGAAGAUGACCUCCAGCACCUGCAGCUCUUCACUGAGUACGGACGACUGGCCAUGGAGGAAGUCUAUGAGAAACCCUUCCAGACUCUGAUGUUCCUGAUCAGAGACUGGAGUUACCCCUACGAACAUCCGUACGGUCUGGAGGGAGGACAGAGCUUCCUGGAGAAACGGCUGCAGGUGAAGCAGAACCAACACGAGGAGCUGCAGAACGUCAGGAAACACAUCCACUCGUGCUUCUCCAACAUCGGCUGCUUCCUGCUGCCUCACCCCGGCCUCAAGGUGGCCACCAACCCGCACUUCGACGGACGGCUCAGAGAUAUCGAUGACGACUUUAAGAAGGAGCUGGUGAACCUCGUUCCGACGCUGCUCUCUCCAGAGAACCUGGUGGAAAAGGAGAUCGGAGGAGUCAAAAUCACCUGCAGGGACCUGCUGCACUACUUCAAAGCUUACAUGAAGAUCUACCAGGGAGAGGAGCUUCCUCACCCCAAGUCAAUGCUGCAGGCAACAGCUGAAGCUAAUAACCUUGCAGCUGUAGCAGGAGCCAAAGACUUGUACAACAAAAGCAUGGAGCAGGUCUGCGGUGGAGACAAACCCUACAUGUCCCCGACUGAGCUGGAGCGCCGUCACACAGAGCUGAAACAGGCGUCGGUGCGACACUUCCGCUCCGUCAAGAAGAUGGGCGGCGAGGACUUCUGCCGGCGCUACCAGGAGCAGCUGGAGGCGGAGCUCGACGAGGCCUACGCCAACUUCAGCAAGCACAACGAUGGCAAGAACAUCUUCUACGCCGCGCGAACGCCCGCCACGCUGUUCGCCGUCAUGUUCAUCAUGUACGUGGUGUCGCUGGUCACGGGCUUCGUGGGCAUCAACUCUGUGGCCACGCUGUGUAACCUGGUGAUGGGCGUGGCUCUCACGGCGCUCUGCAUCUGGGCUUACGUCAAGUACUCCGGAGAGUUCCGCGAGGUCGGAGGAGUCAUCGACCAGGUGGCUGAAACCCUCUGGGAACAGAGGACUCCUCGAAAGGUUUUCUCCAAACUCUUCGAAGUGGCCCGGAGUCGAGUCCCGUUGGGAAGCCUCAUCCCAGCGCCGCGACCACGGCUCGCCUCGAACAACAACGUCAAGAAGAAAAACUAGCAGCAGUCAUACGUACCCCCCUCUCCCUCUCCCUCUGCUGAGUUUUCAAACGGCGUUUUUAGGACGGUUUGAAAUGUGUAAAUCUGUUUUUGUUCCCUGACUGUAGAUAAUGGUUCCUCGCCGUGCUGGCGGUAGGUUUAAGGACUCGCUGUAGACCCGGACGAAGCAGUGUGAUGUAUUUUAUUAUUUGUCAGUGGGCGGGGUAUAGGUAUUUAUUGGUGGGAGGGUCCAUUAUUCUAUCACUGAGUGUCAUCCCAGGUAUGUGUUCACCUGUAGGACGACGACAACUCGACAUUAAUGAUUCCCAUCUAUGUGAAUGUAUGAAUGAAGAGCAUGACCACUGACCCUCCUCACGGUUUCCCUCCUCUCCUCCAUCCUGUCGUCUCCGUCAGGUUCGUUUCUGUCGCUGGGCGGCGUCACGAGGAGGAGUCACAACCAAAGUUUACAGCUUUACUCUUAAAGACUCUCUGACUGAGCGGACUGACAAGGUGUUUAAGACUUCUGGGAACAGCUCGGUUUCAGGGAAAUCCCAGAAUCAUAAAGUCACAUUUGUGUUUCUACAUUCCUGCGCAGGUUGAUCUCGUUUUAUCUUAAUGUCUGAAUCAAAAACUCUACAGAUCUGUCUGGAAAUUGGAGGAAACAACAAAUACAUGCUUAAGCGUUGAGAUUCAUUCUCCACCACAAAUCUGUGGUAAAUAUUCACAUAUAUUCAAAUAUUCACACAGCUCUUCCUGGAGUGAAGGGAACGCACACGUUCUCGCUCCCAGCUCAUCACAUAAGGUUAACUACGCUUCAAACUCUGAUGCUGUAGGUAACCUCGAGCAUCAUUUCCAGUCACUCAAGGAUUUUGCUCAAGUGCUAGCAUGGCUUUGGAUGACGUUGAUCGUGAUUCCAACUUGACUAAGAAACCACAGCAGAAGACUGAGCUCAACUCGACAUGUUUAUUGCUUUAUUUAAAUCCACCAAUCGUGAAUAAAUAUGCAGGAAUCGAAUAAUCGAGAAGUUCUCUAAACGUUCUCCUGCAGACAGUUAAGGCCUUUGCACACCAAGUUACGUAUGCGUUUUUUAAAUCCGUCAUCCAAUAGAAAUUGUUACCCACAGAGUCCGAUACGCUUCGUUUUAAAAUUCACAAUACGAGACAGUCAUCAUGCAGUGGUGUAGACUGGACUCAAGACUUUUCCUCUUGUCUUAGACUUGUUGGUCUUCACAAAGUCCAGCAAAAUGUUUUAAUGAAGUAACUUGGUGUGCAAAGGCCUUUACGGUUCCAAACCAGGUUUCCAUGAGUUUGUCUGGGGAAGUAGAAGUGUGAGUGUGAUGAGCUGAAUUUCCCCAAAACCCUCUGAGCCCUGAAGUCGCCAUCGAAAUGUCAGUUGGUCACACGCUGAGUGGACGGACUUACAGACAGAUGUGGUGCUGACCAACAGAAAUGUGUGUAGUUGGUUAAUUUUAGACCAGAUCACGACUUGAUUAUUUUAUUGUUAUUUUGUAAUUCUCAGUAAUGACGAAAUCAUGACUUCAGUAUUGACUUCAUUUACUUUAAAUCAUUUUGAAGUGCAGAGCUUGAGUCGGGGACUUAGGAACUAUUUCUUGACAAACAGUGUAUCCUUCCACCACGGCUCCAGCUGUGUAUUUAAUGCACAUGAGGUUGAUGUUGAUCUCAAAUUUCCAAAAAAGUAAAUGCACGUAUUCACCAAAAUGUCGAACUACUCCUUAAAGUCUUUAACUGUCUCCGUUAUUAUUUAGGGACAUGAGACGUCUUUCCAUAUUUAACCUGGUAGUUCGUGAUGAUGAUCCGCAGUCCUCUUGAUCUGACUGCCUGACAAAUGAAGCUUUUUAAUGUUUUCGUCCAGUUUGACUGAGACCUGUAGAUAAUAUUUAAUUAUUUAACUCAAGUGUUAUUCCUUCUCCUGGAUUCCUCCUCCUCCUCUUCAUCUUGACAAAUCUGAAGACUGAACCACCUCCUCCUGUUUUUAAAGCACCAGAAGCCGUUUAGUAAAACACUAAGAAUCAUGUCACACACUACUAACACUCCGCUUUCCGUUUUUAAAGCCAAAAUCCGAGAAUCGGACGAAUGAAAGGUUCAUUCCAAACGUCGACUGCCGUUUGGGGGUCGGACGCCAUCAAGUUGUCGUUUUGCAGAGUCAUAUUUUCUUUCUUUUAAUCAUCAUUCCAUCCACAACAUCACCACUGUGUGCUUUUUGUUUUUGUACAGUUUAGUUUUUUACAGCCUCAUCCACACAUAGGGCAUGUGUAUGAAAUAUAUACAUAUAUAAAUAUAAAUUUUCUAGACCUUUUUGUAGCUGGAAGAACAACGGUUUGGGUGGUAGACCAGAUUCAGCUCACUGGAUGUAAAGGAAUGCUUUCGUGAUUUGUGGAUAUGUCUAAUAAAUUCCUUUUUUAUAUAUAUAUUUGUAAAUUUAGUCUGACAUGAGCACUGCGAUUCCACCCCCUGCUGGCAAAGAAUGUUUAUAAUCUGGAUCUUCUUUUCCCCUUUUUUGUCUUUUGUUGCAUUUUAAAGUUAUUUUCGUUAAUUUAUUUUUCAGUACAAUAUUAAACCAAACUCCUACAACACA